CACCAAUUAAGUCAAUUCUCUAUACAAGCACAUGCGCUCGUUCUUUAAUUUCCCACUCAUAUGCUGUUUUUUAGCUUAGAUCACCGUUUCAACGGUUCAUAUUAGGGUUGGUUUAUACAAGUGAAGAAGGCUUUGAAUCUUCUUCACUCCUGUUAAAUAACUACUCUUAUGUAUUCUCUUCCAAAUGGGUCAAGUUCAGAGCGAUAUCUCGAGUGAAGAAGACCGACUCAACCAAACAAAGAACGUUCAAACCCAAGAAAACCAGCCCUCCUCCAUGGAGGCUUUAAUUGCAGAGGCCACUGCUUUCGGUGAUGAUGAGAAUGAGUCCCUGGAGGUGAGGGCACAAAAAGCCCUAGAUUGUCCUUGCAUAGCUGAUCUGCGAAGUGGCCCUUGCGGGUUGCAGUUUACCUAUGCAUUUCUUUGUUUCAUGAAGAGCACUGCAGAAGAAAAGGGUUCGAACUGUGUGCACCCAUUUAUAGCCUUGCAGAACUGCAUCUCAUUGAAUCCUGAUGCAUUUUCCAAAUAUGAUUUGGAAUCUGAUGUUGAAGAAGAAAAGGAUGAUGAUAAACAAGAAUACAAGAUCAAGGCCCCCUUACAUACUAAACCGCCUAAGGCUCCAAAGCCCUCCUUAUAAAGUUCCAAAAUCAUGGAUUGGAGGCAAAAUUCAAUUUGCUGUGAUUCAAGAUGCUCCAAAGUCCCAAGUCCGAGAAUCAAGAGGGACACAUCAGUCAGGCUACUCGGAAAGUACUUUUCCUUGGAUGAAUAUUCUAAUUCUCAACCUGAUUCUUUUCCAUAUGAAAUUUUAGCCAAGUUUGUACUUUUUUGUUCUGUAUACUUUAGCAAAAUCUAUGUGAAAACUAAAGGCCAAAUAUCUCC
Amborella trichopoda is the source of this 876-nucleotide messenger RNA. It is a transcript of the gene MIA40, whose product is annotated as Cox19-like CHCH family protein. Gene Ontology annotation, biological process: protein import into mitochondrial intermembrane space. NCBI's taxonomy places the organism in Eukaryota, Viridiplantae, Streptophyta, Magnoliopsida, Amborellales, Amborellaceae. Gene Ontology annotation, molecular function: protein-disulfide reductase activity. The record is from RefSeq and is a predicted model, not a curated record. Gene Ontology annotation, cellular component: mitochondrial intermembrane space.